CAGCUGCGUCUCUCUCGCUUUCCAACAUCAGAGAAUGUAGGCGCCUCUGACUUGCGCAGGUCGCCAGGACGUGGAACGAGGAGGCAAAGCCGGCUUCUCGCGUGCUUUGCCUUCGGAUGCUGCGAUCCUCGAUAUUCCGCAGUGUACAUAUAUACAGCGGGGGGCAUCGCAGUUGUCCAGGCCCUUUUCGGGUGCCGAGAUUCGGUCUCGUGUUCUCCUCGUCCGCACAUUGGAGGGCAGAGAGGUCCUCGUGAAAACGCGCGCCAAUACUCCUGAGUGAGAGAUGAUGACUCUCGGUACGAUGGUUCGGGUCACGCGAGCAUCUGACUAGUCGUUUUCUCUCGCUGUGAACACCAUCGGUAACACAGAAUCCGUGUAUUACGUCAUUAACUCUCUCCUGCAUUCAACUCUCCACGCCGCAUGUUGAUUCUCCAACGGGCCGGAGCGGCGACUUCGUAUCUCCGCGUCUCAAUUUUCAUCCUCGUUCGGGCAAGACUACCUCACGACGCCUGCUGGGCUCUCUCAGCGUCCUCUUCUCGUUUCUCCUCUCCUUCCUUUCUCCGCUCCCUGGAGUCCUGAAUCCUCCGUUCCCGACCUCCUGCGCCCCUCCUCAAUUCUUUCUUCGUCUGCUUCUUCUCUCUCUCGUCUUCUGCCGGGUCUCGUAUCCUUUCGCCUCUAUAGCUUCCCUUCUCCCUCUCGUCUACCUUCUCUUUGUCUCCUUUCCGUGUUUUCCUCUCUCUAUCUUCUCUUUUUUCUCCAUCUGCGCUUUCCUCCAUCCUCUCCGCUAUCUUCCCUCCCAUUCCUAUGUUCAUCGCCUCUCUUCUCGCUAGCUUCUGUGUGUCUACUCUCUGUCUUUUCUGUUCUUUUCUCUCUGAGACACGAGCGAAAUGUCAGAGGAGAGUGGACGUGGAGGCACGACGGCGCUUCACGCGCCUUUGCCUGUGUUGGACGAGGAGUCUCUGUCGGUGUUGGAAAGGCGUCUGGAAGAAGAGUUGCAUGUGCUCUUCUUCGACAGUCGUCCGGAGGCGAAGACGGCUGCAAAUGCCUGGCUCCUCCAGUUUCAAGAGAAUCCCGAGGCGUGGCAGGUGUCUAGACACCUCCUCUCGCAGCGUCUGUUACUGCCUCUCCAAGACGCGUCUGCCUCGCGCGACGGCGACGAGCAGCUCGUGAUGGUCGCGGCGCAGACGCUUGCGUGGAAAGUUGUGCAGCAGCCACACCACCUGAGUCUGGAGGAGAAGAAACAACUCGCCUGCUUUCUUCUUCAGCUCGUGGUUUCUCUUCAGCAGGCGCAGGACGCCUGUCCGGCCCUCUCUGUCGCUGUCCUUUCGCGGCUCUCGGAGUGCAUUGCUCACUGCAUCAUCCAGAGCGCUGCGGACGCCUCUGUAUGGUCCUCGGCACUCCCCGACCUCCUCGAGUUCGCCCGCUUGCCUGGCAGCUCCUCAAACGACCUCGCCUCUCCUUCGUUCGGUCUCUUCUCUCUGACAUGUUGUACGGCCGUCUGCGUCCUUGCGGCGCUCCCUGACGUCCUCAAAGGCCUCGAUGCCCCCUCGCGCGGAGUGAGGCGCGUUGUGGAGACACCGCAGGCGCUGAGUUGCGAGAAACACUGGAUAGCGGUCUUCGACCUCGCAGCAGAUAUCCUCGUGGCUGCGGCGCAGACGGCUCUUCCGGCUUCUGCGUCGGGCGGUGUCGCCCCCGCCCUCGCAGGCGCCUCUGCGCGGUCCGCGAACUCCGGAAGUCCCUCCGCUUCGCGCUACAGAUCUCUCUGUGUCGAGGGCGCCCUGCAGCUUCUCGUCGCGUGGAUGGGGCUCUGGGACGCGCCUCUUGCUCAGCACGCGACUCUCUGCCGCGCUCUUGCGCAGGUCACGCCGCUCCUAGCGAAGGAAGCUGCGCUCACCGACUGCCUGGUCGCGGCGCUUCCCAAACUGCCUACGUACAUGCAGCUCUGGAGUCUCUCGGGGCCGCCUCAGAGCCUGCACCAGGCGCCCAAGAGUUCAAGCUGCAGCAGUCGGAGCCGCGCGCUCGAGGUCGGGCGUGAGGCCUCGUCGCCUGCUGGCACCCCAGGGGCCUGUGACCCCGCAGACACCUCCCAGCAAGUGCUUCGCGCCUGGAUCGAGGGCGGCCUCCAGGCGACUGGCGGCGAGGGAGAACUUUGUGCCGCCGUGGUGACGCAGCUCGUUGCCUUCUCUGAGCUGUUGCGGCGGGGCGACGCGUGCGUCUCUGGAGCCUGGCAGGGCGACGAAGAGGGUGAGGAACUCGCGCUUCUUCUCCGCUGGGGCACCGUCGUCCAAACGCUCAUCGAGGGCUUUCCGGGGCUGCUUCUGGGGGACUUCGGGGCCGCGUUCUCCGCAGUGCAGGCCGAAGUGAAGCCAGCGGUGAAGCCUGGAGCUCCGGAAACGCAGUCGGUGUGCGGCGACCUCCUCGUGCAGCUGUGGAGACGCCAGCCGCAGACUUGGCUCUGCGCGAGCAACGUAUGGGGCGUGGUAAAGGAGCUCCGACGCGAUCAGCUGCUGCCUCUGCCGAUUCUUCGCCUUCUUCUGCAACGUCUAGCUCCGCCGUGUAUCUCGAGCAUGCUCCAGCACUGCCGGCGAGACAGCCCAGCCUGGGCAGCUGCGCCGGGUGAUGCGCCGCUCCCGGAGACUGUGGAGGAGCGGCGGCUGUUUGUCGAGACAGCUGGAGAUGUGGUGUGCGAUGUCUUCUUCCUCUACGACGCCUGUGGCUCGGAAGACGGUCGCGAGUUCCUCCACUCUAUCGCGCAGAGCAUGCAGGCUGCUCUGCAGCAGCGAGACGCGGCGGGCGCCGAGGUUCUUCUCCUGCUCAGCGACUCCCUGGUCGAGGGAUUGAACGGCAUCCCUCUUCCGCUCGCGCCCCUCUUUCUCUGUCUUCCUGCUCUGCCGGACGACGACCCCGCCUGCGCUGCCGCGGCAGCGAAGAUCUUGAAGAAGGCGGCGAUUCACUUCACCGAGGAAGACCCGGAGUAUGCAGGGCUGAACGCGCCGCCGACGACGACUUGCGCCGCCGCGCUCCUCACGCAGAUCUGGACCGUUGCACUGCAGACGCUGCUGCGCCUGCUGCCCCUCGACCCGCCGCUCGUCGCGGACAGCAUUCUUCAGCUAACCACCUGGGGCGGUCACCACCUGGGGGGGGGCGCAGAGCCGGACGAGGGCGAGGGUGCAGGGCCGAGCCGGAGCGGCGCCGUGGCUCUGCAGGAGCUCGAGUUGUUCUGCAAAUUUGUCGAGGAGACGGCGCCGCAACAGAGCGCCCAGGUCGACGGCACACUGCACGCUGCGGCCGUGAAGCUCGUACUCACGUUCCCGCGCGCGGACGUCCCGCGCCUCUUCAACAGCAGCAUGCGCGGGACCCGCCAGCUCCUCCAGAGGUGCUGCGUAGGCCUCGAGGCCGCAACGAAGGCCAGCGACUCUGCGGCGGCGGCGCAGGCCAUGGCCGCGUGGCGAGGAGACGCCAGUCGCCUCAUUCAGCGCCUCGAACUUUGUUGCUGGGCCCUCUGUGGCGGGCGCGUCUGCACCUCGCGCAACGGGUCGAGCGGCGCGACGGGGUGCGGCGUAAGCACGGGAGAAGACGACGAAAGCCAGGUAGUGCGCGCUGCCCUCGAGUGUUUCUUCAUGGAAGACGACCUCUGGACACUUUGGCUGAAUGUGAUUCGCGGCGCCCUCCUGCUUCAGCCUCAUCCUGUGGGGUCGCCGGGAGGCUCGCCUGCGCCCUUGUUUUCGCCCCUGACCCUCCCAGUAAACGCCGUGACGCGACAGCGCGUCCACCUCAGCGCCCUGGUCGUGGACUUGAAAGGGAAGGAGCCCCUGGAGGCGCCGCAGAGUAACGAGGCCGUACUUGCGGUGCUCGCGAUCCGGUGCAUGCGCCUGCUGCUCCGAGGGCUCGGUUCCAGCUUGACAGCGGCAACUCACGUCUGGCCGGCGGUCGCCGACCUCGUGGGCUCUGAGUUGGUCUCGAGCGCGGUCGCGCUCACGAGCCGCGCCGCGGCCCUCGCGCGACAACAGGCCGCGGAAGGCGCAACGGCCUCUGGGGCUUCCCGCCCCGGGUCGCUCUGCGCCCAAGCGGCCCUCCAGGCCUGUGGGGUGGUGGUUCUCGGAGACCUCCUUCGCAUCGCCCGGGAGGCAUGUCCCGGCGACGAGCGCGGUCCGGCGCAUGCAGACGACGCGCGUGCGCCGCAGGGCCGGCAGCUGCUUCAGGCUGUGAAGAUGUGGGCAUCUCAGCGCCUCAGGCAGAUCACCUCGCUGUUCGUGGACCUCGGACGGCUCCUGACCCCUCAGCAGAACAUCUUCGACAUCUACGCGCCCUUCCUCGACUUCCUGCUCGCGUACGCAGCCGCCGCGCCAGGCGUCCAGGCCUUGACAGGCAGCGCGAGCAAGGGCGGGGCUCUGGGGUGCGUAGGGAUUCGUGAGUUCCGCCGCGGGACCGGCGGGGACCGCGAAGAGAAGGGCGACGGCGGUGCAUGCAGCGAGUUGGAAACUCGCACGGGCGGCGUCCUUGGCCCCAGCGAUAUGUUCUGCCAAGUCGACGUCUUUGAAAUCACGCUGCAGCUUUGCGUGGAGACGGUCCGCCAGUCUCAAGACGCAGAUGUCGCGCGUCAGGCGAUUCUCUACUGCCACGCGUGCAGCACCUGUGGGGCUCUGCAGGUCGACCGCGUCGUCGCAAAGCGCCUGCCAGAGAUCGUCGCCGCGACGUUGGAAAACCUCCACUGCUGGGGUCUCGAAAAUCUCUCAGUCCUUUGGAAGGCCUUCGCGCUCUGGAGCGAGAGAUACGACCAAGUGUUCCUUGCGACCACCUCUCAGUGGCUCACAAACACGAAUGCGCCAUCAACUAUCGAAGCGACGAGAGGGCGCGCGAAUGCGUCGGCGCCUUCUCGACUGCGCGAAAUGGAUCUGGCACAAAAGGAAAUUGUUUUUUGCUGCUUCCGAAGUUUCCGCGGAGCUCGCAUGCGGCAACUGCUCCAAGAUCUGUGCUUGAUCGCGAGCGGGAGUAUCGUCCCCAGUGAUGCACUGGUGGCGUACGAGUAUGCUCUCCAGAGUGACCAGUGCAAGCAAACGGGGCGAGUAGGCCCGGGCAUGGCGCAAGGCGCCAACCCGUCGGUGAUUGAAAUAUCGUGAGGGUAUCUGUCUUGGUGGGUAAAAAUGCUGAGGAUAUUGUGCCCUCGAAGACGUCUGUCUAAGCAGGCCCUUGGCAGCUGUGGAAAGCGGUAAAUGUCUCUGCACUCCGCUGUCGGUGGUUUCUUAAAACUCUGGACUUUGCAUCGAAACCAAGCAAUGACGGCGAGUUGUGGAGUAAAGUGUCAAAUACCUGGAUCCGGGGUGGUGAGGGAGUUUCUAAGCUUUGGAGAAGAUCACAUUUCUUGGGCGUUUUUCACAGAGUGUCUAAGCUUUGGGAGCAGGUCACAUUUUUCUGACAAAGUCGUUUGUUCAGCCGGCUUAGUGACCUAAAACCCAUAUGAAGAGGGUGGCAGCGGUGACGCUCGCCGAGGAAAAAGGUGCGGCAGUCAUCGAACCAAAAGCCAAUUGGAAAGAGAAAAUCCUUUCAAGUAUGGUAGACAAUUACAUUUGUGUUGGUACAGAAUGUCAGAUCUAAUACUGGUUAUCUGAGGUAAAGGGCACAGGACUGAACUGCGGAUUGGCUUCGUGCCCAAAGCAGCACCGCAGCGAGGAAGCGCGAUCGAUGUCGGUAUUGUGAAAGCUGACUUACGCGUGUUUAUCUAAUUAAACGCCAAAUCCAGAUAGUGCGAACUGGAUUCAAGGAUCUAUAGCUUAGGCCAUGUGUCGCUAGCGGCCAACAUCUCUUAUCCACGUGAUAUAUCGAAAACAAGGAGCUCAGAAAAGUUGGUGAAAGGAAGAGGGGCGGACUGGGUCGCGAUUAGCUUGUGCACAGAGCAUCCCGGCGGUCUACGAAGUUGUCGAGUUACUCCUCGUAUCGGCUUGAGAAAACAUGCGCAGUCCUGACUUGUAAAAUGCUCUUGAGAAUGUUUUGGCGAUGAAACAUUACAGCGAUUCUAGUGCUUAACUUCAAGACCCGCAGGACAGGCGCUAGAAGUGUGCCGGUGAGAGUUCUAUGUUUCCCACAUUCCUCUCUUUAGGAACGCGGGC
Molecule: messenger RNA, 6107 nt
Organism: Toxoplasma gondii ME49
Lineage: Eukaryota; Apicomplexa; Conoidasida; Eucoccidiorida; Sarcocystidae
Exons: 2
Coding region: 888-5120 (1410 amino acids)
Biological process (GO): protein import into nucleus
Cellular component (GO): cytoplasm; nuclear membrane
Source: RefSeq, a predicted model, not a curated record